Episyrphus balteatus (marmalade hoverfly) is the source of this 5778-nucleotide messenger RNA. It is a transcript of the gene mop, whose product is annotated as tyrosine-protein phosphatase non-receptor type 23. Gene Ontology annotation, cellular component: endosome. Gene Ontology annotation, molecular function: protein tyrosine phosphatase activity; protein binding. Lineage: Eukaryota; Metazoa; Arthropoda; Insecta; Diptera; Syrphidae. Bases 168 to 5459 code for a protein of 1763 amino acids. Gene Ontology annotation, biological process: early endosome to late endosome transport; protein dephosphorylation; endocytic recycling. The transcript has 9 exons. The record is from RefSeq and is a predicted model, not a curated record.
AUAAUUGACAUCUUGCACUUUUCACAGUAGAUAAACGACGAACAAAAAAGUUUUUCUCUCUCAAAUUGAAAGAAAAAAAAAAUUAAUCUGUUUUUUACAUAAAAUUUUUACCAAAAUUUAACUUACAAAAACAUAUUAAAAGAUAAAUAUUCCAAUACAAAAAAAAAAUGGAAGCAGUUCCAAGGCUUCACAUGCUAUGGUUUGCUUUAAAAACAAGUCCCGAAGGAACAUCAUUUGCUAAUUUAAAAAAGUACAUUGCUGAAUGCUAUCAAGAAGAUCCCGAAUCUUAUUCCAAAGAUGUUCACGCUUUGGAAGUUUUACGAAAUUCCUCGAUGCGACCGGCAAAAGAUAUGCAAGGAUGCGCCACCCUCAAACGUUAUUAUUGCCAAUUGCAUUCACUGACAAAUCGAUUCCCACAAAUCACGUCACGUUCCGUAUUCACAUUUACUUGGAAAGAUUUGUACCAAAGUAAUGUGACGGAAGUGACAAGUCUUCGCUUUGAAAUGGCAGCAGUUUUAUUUAAUAUUGCUGCCUCCCACACGCAAGUGGGUGCUUCGGUGUCGCGAGGCGAUGUCGAUGGAAUGAAAUUAGCUUGUACACAUUUUCAAUGUGCUGCUUGGGCUUUUGGCGAGCUACGAGAAAAGUACUCCGGUGUCAAUUCGAAUGGUGAUUUUAUGACACCGGAAUUGUUGGUUUUUAUGCAACAAGUUUCAUUUGCUCAAGCUCAAGAAUGUAUUUUGGAGAAAUCAUUGAUUGAUAAUAGAAAACCGAAUAUUGUUGCAAAAGUGACAGCACAGAUUGUUACUUAUUAUGGAGCUGCAUUGGCAGCUUUGUUUACUGGUGGCGAUGAUGGACCAAUUGCACAGGUUAUUGAUAGUGGAGAAUAUAAAUUGUGGAGGAAAUAUGUUAAAUUCAAGAUUGCAUAUUUGACUUGUAUAUUGUUUUUGUAUCAAGGACAACAGGCUGAGGAGCAACAGAAGAUGGGAGAGAGGUUGACGCUUUAUCAGGCUGCUUGGGAAAAACUUGAAGAAGCUCGCAAAGAAAGCAAAGGUCUACCAGAUCAAAAAGAAAUAGUCGAAUCGCUAACCUUCACAGCAGAUGUUGUCGAAGGCAAAAGAAAGAAUGCCAAAAAUGAGAAUGAAUUCAUCUACCAUGAACCUGUUCCAGAACUCAGUGACAUCACUGCAGUUCAAGGAGCAAAUCUUGUCAAUGGCAUAAGUUUCAGUAUUACAGAUCCUGAUAUUGCAGGCGAGGAUAUAUUUAGCCGUCUGGUUCCAAUGAAAGCCCACGAAGCUAGUUCUAUGUAUAGUGAAGAAAAGGCAAAGAUUCUUCGUGAAAUCGGAGCUAAAAUUGAAAAAUCCGAUUUGGAAUUGGCUUCUUAUAUGAGUUCUUUGACUUUGGAUAAUCUAAAUGUCAGUGAGGAAAAAGCCAAUAAAAUUCCCCAAGGAAUUGUUGAUCGUUGUGCAUCUCUGAAUGCCAACAAAGCUGCAAUUCCAGAUCUUAUUGCUUCAAUGUCACAUCUAGCUGAGAUUUGUGCUGAAGUUGAAACCAAUUUAAAUGAAAUGAAAGCUAUUCUUAGUGAGGAGGAGUCAAAUGAGAAGCAAUUUGCACAGAGCUCAGGAGUUCAACGACCCAAUGGACAUCUAACCGAACUCACAAGAGAAUUUCAAAAAUACUCCGAAGCUCAUCAAAAAGCUGGAGAAAGUAAUGACACUUUACGCAAAGCUAUGGAAUUACAUGUGAAUAAUUUAAAAAUUUUAUCAAAACCCUUGCAAGAAAUCCAAUCAAGUGUACCCAAAUUGACUGGAGAAUUCAAUUCAUCUGAAGUAUUCAAAGAUCUUAAACUAAUUCUUAAUAAAGUGAACGAAAUGAAGGCACAACGUGCUCAAUUCCAUGCUGAUUUACGAAUUGCUGUUAACAACGAUGAUAUAACAACGAAAGUAAUUGCCCAUGGCAGUGAUGAAGGCUUGCAAGCUCUUUUUGCCAAUGAACUCAAAAAGCAUGACAAACAAAUUGAACUUAUCGAUGCGAAUCUCAAUGCUCAGACAAAUAUUUUAUCAGCUCUUACAGAAUCCUAUGCCAAAGCUGCACCAGUUUUAAAGACCCUUUCCGAUGUGAAGCAUAAAAAAGAUAAUUUCUUCUCAUCUCUAGCUGCUUCAUUUGAUGUUUAUGAAGAUUUACUUGGCAAAAGUGCCAAAGGUUUAGAAUUCUAUAAGAAACUUUCAGGAAAUGUUCAAAAACUUUUAGCCAGAGUUCGAGCUGCUAAAGAUGUACAAGAUGAAGAUCGUCAACAGAGAAUGAAAAGUACUGCUGCUGCUGCUGCUUCAGCGGCUGCUAGUGUUGCCGUAGCACCUUCACCAUACAAUGUGCCUUUAACCAACACUGUUAAAUCCAGUUCUACACCAAAAUUAAAGGACUACCUCAAUAAAAAAGCCGCCGGAAAUGAUGCCAGUGCUCCAUACAUUCCAUCUAUUCGUCCCAAUCCACUUGGAUCCGAAAAUCCCACAGCAGCGACUUGUGGAACAGCUCCACCAGCAGCAAAUCAACAAACUUAUCCAUCACAAGCAGUUGGUCCAAAUGAACCACCACCACCGUAUAGUGUGAAUCAGUAUUAUGAUACCGCUGGAUAUGGCAAUCCAAUGUAUCACAAUACUCCAGCUCCACCUUAUGAACCACAGGCUUAUUAUCAACAGCAGGGUUAUGGAAAUCCUCAAUCCGGAGUUGAAGCUAUGGAUACCAGCUAUUCUACUUAUCAACAACAGGGACAAAAUGCCAAUAUGUACCAACAAUAUCCAACUCAACAACCGACUUCACAAAAUGUGCCUCAGAGUCAGCAGCAGCAACAGCCUCAAGCGGCUCCACCAGCCAUGUCAUAUCCACAAUAUCAAACUCAGUCGGCCUCGCAAAAUGUGCCUCAAGCAACAGCAGCAGCAGCUCCCAGUCAACAACAACAACAAUCGCAAGCUGCCCCUUCAGCUAAUCCCUAUUCACAAUAUCCAACUGCAGCAAAUCCCACUGGACCGGCACAAUCUUAUCAAACAUACCAACAACAGCAACCUGUUGCUCCUACGACUGCUGCUUCAACAGGAGCAACUCAGCCCUAUCAAGCUUAUCAGCAACAACAAAGUGCUCCAACGGCAGUUGUUUCCCAAUCAUCUUACCAACCCCAAGCUCAACCCAUCCCAUCCCUACCAAACAAUUCCCUUUUGUAUUCACCUUAUUCACAGCAACAGCAAACUGUACCAAUUCCACAAAACCCGAUGAAUCCAUAUCAAAAUCAACCUCAAAAAGCAUCAACUCCUCCAGUUCCUUCUCAAUCUCAGUACUAUCAAGGGAACUCAUACCCAACUCAGUAUAACCAAGAACAAACAUUCCAAGAUCCGGCAUAUAAUUCCGAGAUUCAACAACAACAGCAGCAGCAACAACAACAGUAUCCCCCACAACCAGUACCGGUUCUUCAAAACACAACCCAAGUGGUUUACAGCUCAAUGGCAGUUUCACAGGCUAACACAAGCACUGGUCAUUCCUAUUCCAACCAUCCGGGUUAUAGUUUUAAUGCAAGAUCCGGCUCAUAUGAGUAUGGAAGUGGCUAUCAAGUUGUACCAACAACAGGUUUCUAUGGACAGUAUACAAGUGCUUUAGGGCAGACUGGUCAGAUCAAUAGUUUUACAACAGAUUCUGGAGGUAAAAGUAAAAUAAGUGCCCAGGAUCAAGAUCUUGCUGUUGUAUCUCAUACGAAAAACCAAGAACCACUUCCACAAGACCAAGCAGCAGCACAACCAACUGAUCCAAAUAAUGUUAGCUACUUUAGCCUUCCAUAUGGCUAUCAAUCCAAUGAUCAAGCUGCUGCAAAUGCAUUUGGAUAUCCUCCUGUGGAUCUUAAACAUUCAACACCAAUGUACACUCCAUCGCAGUCAACAAUUUAUAUGCAAAGUGGCAAAGGCAAUUCAACACAGACCACAACCAGCGAUGAGUAUGGUCCUGGAGCAACACCACCACCAACGGCUUCAGUUACCCCCAAACCUGCUCCAACUCCUCCUCAACCAGGACCAAAACCCGCAGCACCAGCUGCUCAACCGAAAAAACCAUCAUCGAACAUUGAUCUACUGACCGAUAUUGAUUUUUCAUCCCCCAUCUUGCCUGCUCCUUCACUCCAGCCACAAAUUGCUACCACAGCUGUAAAGACAGAAAAUCCACCACCACCGGAAACUUUGUCACCAGCUAAGCAACCACAGGUGGCACCUUUAGCUCCACAGCAGGCACUAGCAGCAUCAUCAUCAUCUCCCAUCAAUGCAUUGGAAUCUCCAAUUGAACGAAAAAUGUCCUGUGAUAACCUCUCAAUCUGCUCAGAUCUAUCCUCCUUGGAUCAUAACUUGGAUUGGGAUAACUGUUCAAUCCGCAGCGAUGGAAGUGGUGUUAAAUAUUCUCCACCACAAGAUCCAUUUUCUGAUCCGAAAACUUUAAAAUAUUUCCACAAAGAAGUUGAACGUUUUGAAAAGACUAUCGAAAGUUUGAAUGUGCAAAUGUUGAAUGGCAGUACACCAUUAAAAAGCAAAUGGAAGGAAAUACAUGAUUUACUCAAAAAAGAUUCACCAAAGAAAACAACAGCGAUUGCAAAGUUGUUUCCCGAAAAGAAUCGCUCAAAUGAUUGCAUUCCAUAUGAUCAUGCUCGUGUUGUGCUGGAGACAAGCACUGAUGAUUAUAUUAAUGCUGCUUAUGUCAAAGACCUUGGACCGGGUUGUCCCAAUUUCAUCAUUGCUCAAACUCCUCAGCAAAAUACACUGAAUGAUUUUUGGUCAAUGAUUUGGUCACAAAAAGCUAGAACUGUCGUGUGUUUACAUACACCUAACGAACUUCUUGAUCCUUUCUGGCCACAAGAAAUAAACUCUGAGAUGCAUUUCGAUGACUUUUCAGUGAAAGUCGUAAAAAUCAAUAAUCUCUCACACACAAAUGAGUUUAAUUUGAAGUUAUCAAUGAAUGGAGCUGAUGCAAUACUUGAUUUAUCACUUUUACAAAUCAAAGCUUGGACUAAGAGUUCUCCAACGCAAUUGCUCGGAAUUGCUCGAAAUGUCUUGACUGGAAAUAAGCUUCGUUGUGAGGAAUUCAAGACCAAUUCACCAGUUAUUAUGAAUUGUCUAACGGGGUCUGAGCGGUCGGAACAAAUUGCUGUGGCAAUAUGUGCCAUUCAAGCCACUCAGACCAAACGUCCCUUGCUGAUAAAUGUCGUUGAUGUUUGGUAUCGGAUUUGUAAUCAAAGACAAAAUGCUCUGAAGGAUUCUGAUAAUUUGGAACUUUCGAUGCAAAUUGUACUGAGUCAUGGUCACGAUGUUUUGAAUAAACGUGGCAUUAUGACAUCAUACCAAAUGAAGACAGCCCAAACUGUAACAGCAAAAGAUAAAGAAGAAAUAAAAGAUCCACUCAAUGAAUUAGAUCCUUUAUGGAAACUUAAACAAAAAUAAAUUUCCAUAUAAAUUAUGAACAAAGAGAAACUUUGAGUGAAAAUAAGCUAGACUGUUGGGACUGAUUUAGCAUUGAAUUUUUCUAUUAAAAAAAAAAAAUAUUCAUCGAUAUUUAAAAAAAAAUCAUAAAUUUUAUUAAUUUGUUCUAUUUUUUGUUAUAUUAAUUUAGAAAAAUAAUAAACUUGAUGCGCUAGACGACAAAAUUUUUUAACCAUAAUUUAUGUUUUUUUUAUCUAUACGAACAAGUUUACACACUUAGAAUUAAAAAAAAAAGAAAGAAGCUUUUUGUUUUAUUUAUAUUAUCAAACAUAAUCACAAU